Messenger RNA from Symbiodinium sp. CCMP2592, 3135 nucleotides. The record is from the annotation of a GenBank genome assembly. NCBI's taxonomy places the organism in Eukaryota, Dinophyceae, Suessiales, Symbiodiniaceae.
AUGUCUUCAGUCCCGGAGAUGCAUGCAUUCAAACAUGCUUCAAGCCAGAGCGUCUGCAGCCGCGCGGCUCAAGUUUUGUUGUGUCCUUCGUGCUGGACGCACCAGGCAAAGUCAUUCUUUAGAGCACAAGGAGCCAUGGCAUCAAACCAUGGCUACCUGUCGUCGAUUGGCCUCCAGCCUGUGACGAACGUGACAUCGAUUUUAACAUCGCCGGAAGAGAAGGAGUUUGGCAAAAACGGCUCCUCAGCAGCCAAGCCAAAGAAAGGUGGCAAGGGGCCGGGCAGUGGAGAGUUCACGACGGCUCAGGAAGUCCGCGACACCUUCGUGAACUUCUUCAAGUCGAAACAGCAUGAUUUCAUCGCUUCCUCCCCGGUCGUGCCUCAUAACGACCCAACUCUUCUGUUUAUUAACGCAGGCAUGAACCAGUUCAAGCCCAUCUUCGUCGGCCAAGUUGAUCCGAGCCAUCCGUUUGCAAAGCUGAAGCGAGCGGCGAACUCGCAGAAGUGUAUUCGAGCGGGCGGCAAGCACAACGACUUGGAGGACGUGGGCAAGGAUGUCUACCACCACACUUUCUUCGAGAUGCUUGGCAACUGGUCUUUUGGCAACUACUUCAAGGAGGAGGCCAUCACGUGGGCAUGGGAGCUCCUCACAGAAGUCUACCACCUUGAUCCUACCAGGCUUUAUGCGACUUAUUAUGGCGGCGACCCCAAGCAGCCAUCCGUGCCUUCUGACGAAGAGGCAAAGAAGAUUUGGUUGCGAUACCUGCCGGCAGAGCGAAUUCUGCCUUUCAACAUGAAGGACAACUUCUGGGAGAUGGGUGACACCGGACCUUGUGGGCCCUGUUCCGAAAUCCACUAUGAUAGGAUUGGUGGGCGAGAUGCUGGCAGCUUGGUGAACAUGGAUGACCCAGAUGUGCUUGAAAUUUGGAACCUCGUCUUCAUGCAAUUCGAGCGAAAAGAGGGUGGAAGCCUCAUCGAGCUGCCAGCGAAAAGCGUUGACACGGGAAUGGGCCUCGAGCGCGUUACGUCUGUCCUUCUUGAUGUUCGAAGCAAUUACGACACAGAUCUCUUUAUGCACAUCUUCAAGGCCAUCAAGGAGAAGACCGCAACUUCAAAGACCUACACUGGGAAGGUUGGCGAAGACGACAAGGAUCACGUUGACAUGGCCUACCGUGUCAUCGCAGAUCACAUCAGGACCCUCACAAUUGCGCUGACCGACGGUGCAACUCCUUCCAACGAAGGUCGAGGCUAUGUUUUGCGGCGUAUUCUCCGACGUGCCGUCCGGUUUGGGCGCGAGAUCCUGGAUGCUCCGCCAGGCUUCUUCCACCAGCUAGUUGACUCCGUUCUCGAUACGCUGGGGGAUGCGUUCCCGACUCUGCGACAAAAUCCAGAAGAUGUAAGGGCGAUUAUCAAGGAAGAGGAAGCGCAGUUCGGAAGAACGCUGGACCGAGGAAUCAAGCAGUUCAAGACCUUCGCCAAGAAGGGCUCCAUUACGGGCGAAGAUGCUUUCUUGCUCUUCACGACAUACGGCUUCCCCGUGGACCUGACGCAGCUGAUGGGCGAAGAGCUGAAGGUCGAAGUGGACAUGCCCGGCUUUGAGAAGAAGAUGGAGCAGUUCCGAGACGAGUCCAGGAAACGAAAGACUGCCAGAACGACAAAGGAUAUGGAGCUGAAGGCCAAUGAAACAGACAAGCUCAUCAAGGGCAUGAGCUUGAAGCCCACCGAUGAUAUACUCAAGUACGAUUGGAACACCGAGGGCGAUGGCAGCGAGCACAAGGCCAAGAUCCAAGCAAUCUACAACGGAGAGGAUUUCGUGAAGACCUGCAACAGCGGCUCCGACGUAGUUGGGCUGGUGCUAGACCGGACCCCUCUGUAUGCCGAGCAGGGUGGCCAGACUUUCGACAAGGCUUCGAUCACUUGUGGCAGUGUCGAGUUCAGUGUAGACACCACGCAGAAGUACGCUGGCUAUGUCCUCCAUGUCGGGCAGGUUGAGAGCAAGGGCGACUUGAAAGUCGGUGAUGAAGUGAGCGUGAAGGUCGACUACACUCGAAGAUCGCUGGUGGCAAAGAACCACACAGCAACGCACAUCUUGAACUUUGCGCUUCGCCAAAUCCUGGGCGAGAAGGUAGAUCAGAAAGGUUCGCUCGUUACAGAGGACAAGCUCCGAUUCGACUUCUCCCACAAUAAGCCAGUGGAGCCAGAGGAGCUCAAAAAGAUUGAAGAAAUUUGCAAUCAGAUGGUGCAGAAAGCUUGCGUCGUGCAUUACCGCGAUGUUGCACUGGACACCGCAAAAGCCAUUUCUGGACUGAGAGCGGUCUUCGGCGAAACCUACCCGGAUCCUGUCCGAGUCGUCAGCGUCGGUCCGAAGAUUGACGACCUGCUCACCGACAAGAAGACUCCAUGGGGCCUGCAAAACAGCGUGGAGUUCUGUGGUGGUACACACGUGGCCAACAGCAAGGAGAUUUACAAGUUCGUCUUGCUCCAGGAGGAGGGUAUCGCGAAAGGCAUUCGGCGCAUUGUUGCAGUCACAGGACCUCAAGCAGCUGUUGAGGCGACCCUCAAGGCGAAGAGCCUGAGUUCGGAUUUGGAUGGCUUCAAGGGCAUGUCCCCUGGAGCCGAGCUGGACAAAUGCAUUGGCGAUUUACGCCGAAGAGUCACAGAGGACAAAGAGGUCUCCUUGCUCAUGAAGUCCGACAUCAUGACGGAACUUGAAACUUUGGCGAAGGGCUCCCUCAAAGCGGGCAAGGCCGAAACAAAGAAGUUCGAAGGCAAGGCCAAGGAAGACGGCGAGAAGCUGGGCAAGGAAGCUGCAGCAGCAUCUGGCGAGACCUUCGUGGGUGUCGUGCAAGCAGGCGCAGGCUGCGACGACGCAAAAGUCCUAACACCAGCGAUGGAGGCGGCAAUCAAGCAGUGCCCAAGCAAGGCAAUAAUGCUGAUGAGCAACAUGGGUGGAAAGCUGGCAAUUCUGGCAGUUGUGCCUAAAGCAUUGGCUGGCAAGCUCUCGGCGAAAGUCUGGUCCGGCAAGGUCUUAGACGCGAUCGGCGGGAAGGGCGGCGGAAAGGACGACCGUGCACAAGGUCAGGGAGAUGCCUCAAAGCUAGACCAAGCGCUCAGCACCGCCAAGUCGUAUCCUUGA